Aspergillus brunneoviolaceus CBS 621.78 is the source of this 1188-nucleotide messenger RNA. Its product is annotated as tyrosine tRNA ligase. The record is from RefSeq and is a predicted model, not a curated record. NCBI's taxonomy places the organism in Eukaryota, Fungi, Ascomycota, Eurotiomycetes, Eurotiales, Aspergillaceae. The transcript has 4 exons. Gene Ontology annotation, molecular function: tyrosine-tRNA ligase activity; ATP binding. Gene Ontology annotation, biological process: tyrosyl-tRNA aminoacylation. The coding region runs from base 62 to 1057 and encodes 331 amino acids.
AUCGUUUGCCUUUCCCCUCUCACAAAUCCCCAUUCCCCGGCUCCGGCUCUGGCUCGUCACGAUGGACUCCGCAGCUCAGGCACGUUAUGAUCUUAUCCGCGAGAACCUCGCUGAGGUUCUGAACCCCGAGAUUCUCGAGGGUAUCCUGGCCGAGGGCCGCCAUCCCCGCAUCUACUGGGGAACGGCCACCACUGGCAGGCCCCACGUCGGCUACUUCCUCGCUGCCCUCAAGAUCGCCCAAUUGCUUCGUGCUCAAUGCGACGUCGUCGUCCUGCUCGCCGACAUCCACGGUUUCCUCGACAACCUGAAGGCGCCGCUGGAGCUGGUGGACAACCGCGCCCAGUACUACCGCAAGGUUAUCACCGCCAUCCUUGAGUCCGUCGGCGUGUCGACCGAGAAGCUCGAGUUCGUGCUCGGCAGCUCCUACCAGAAGUCCCCCGAAUAUGUCAUGGAUGUCUACCGCCUGUCGAGUUUGAUCUCCGAGUCGGAUGCCAAGAAGGCCGGUGCGGAGGUCGUCAAGCAGACCGACAAUGCCCCCCUGAGUGGUCUGCUCUACCCCGUGCUCCAGGUUCUGGAUGAGGAGCACCUGAAGGUGGACUGCCAGCUGGGUGGCAUGGACCAGCGCAAACUCUUUGCCGCUGCCGUGGAGUGGCUGCCCAAGCUUGGUUACCGCAAGCGCGCACAUCUCAUCAACCCCAUGAUCAGCGGUUUGAAGGGUGCCAAGAUGAGUUCCAGUAUCGAAGACAGCAAGAUCGAUCUCCUCGACUCGGCCGACAGCAUCACCAAGAAGAUCAAAAAGGCCGAAUCCGCGCCCAAGGUCGUCGAAGGCAACGGUGUCAUCGCCCUCGUGGAGUACGUCCUCCUGCCCGCCGCCGAUCUCAAGGGCAAGAAGGAGUUCCGCGUUGAGCGCAAGGACCAGGAGCCCCUGAUCUACACCGACAUCAAGCAGCUCGAGGAGGAUUACAAGAACGAUGGUGUAUGUUUUUCUUUGCUCACAUCGCCCCUUUUUAGCCUUCUGUUUGCACCUUCAUUACUAACCCUAACUCUCUGCAGUUGACGCCACAGAUGCUCAAGCCCGCCGUCGCGGACGGUCUCAUCAGCCUCAUGGCCCCCAUCCAGGCGGCCUACCAAGCCUCCACCGAGUGGCAGGAGAUCACCGCCAAGGCCUACCCGCCUCCUGUCGUCGAG